AUGUUCGCAGCGCGCGGCCUUGCUACCUUGGUUAUGUUGGCGACCACCGCCCUUGGUAUCCCAUGCUACAAACAUGCGCGAGACCCAACUGGAAAGAACUGCGUGGACUUGAAUAAGUUCGGGCAAUUUGCAAGUGACUGGUGUGCCGAUAACUUCAAUACAAGCAGUGGGGACUGGCAAAUGUACCCUGAUGGUGAGGGAAAUACCGGGUCGAUUGGGAAACUCGGGCAAUUCAAUGACUCGGCCUCGUGCAAAGCUGCCGCACAAGAGUCCAUUGACACCUGCAAGGCCGGUGGCUGGGAUGGGGCUGUCUGGAGUGCGGAUGGUGUGAACCUGAACCUCAACUUCUGUGCAUGGGUUGAUCCCUCAGCUUAG
This is a messenger RNA of Aspergillus saccharolyticus JOP 1030-1, 375 nucleotides long. RefSeq lists its product as uncharacterized. The transcript has a single exon. The record is from RefSeq and is a predicted model, not a curated record. NCBI's taxonomy places the organism in Eukaryota, Fungi, Ascomycota, Eurotiomycetes, Eurotiales, Aspergillaceae. Bases 1 to 375 code for a protein of 124 amino acids.